AUGGAUGAAAUUUUGAAAUUGAGCAAGAAUGAUAUUGGAGAAGAUGUUGAUCCAAGCUUAUAUCGAAACUUGGUUGGAAGCUUGAUGUACUUGACUACAAUAAGACUUGAGAUUUUAUUUGCUAAAGUUCCAAAAUCAGUGUUAGUUGGUUUUUGUGAUAGUGAUUGGCAUGAUAAUGUUGAUAAUCAUAAAAGCACAUCUGGUUAUGUUUUUAGCAUUGGUUUGGGUGUUUUUUCAUACACUUUAAAGAAACAACUUGUUGUUGCUCUUUCUACCACCGAAGUAGAAUACAUCGCUUUAUCUGCAGCUGGAUGUGAAGCUUUAUGGCUUAGAUGA
Molecule: messenger RNA, 336 nt
Organism: Benincasa hispida (wax gourd)
Lineage: Eukaryota; Viridiplantae; Streptophyta; Magnoliopsida; Cucurbitales; Cucurbitaceae
Source: RefSeq, a predicted model, not a curated record